AGGGAUGGGGAACGACCGGUCUAGAAGGGAACAUCAUCUCCAGGAAGUGACGCAGACCAGAACGACUCCGAACAGCCGGAGGUAGCGAGAGCCAUGGCAGAAGCGGAAGCGGAAGGAUGCUCCCUGCUGCGGCCACCAAUGCCCCCUCAGGGGAUGGCGGAAGUGGAGGCGGCGGACGGAGCAGCCGUGAAACAGUUCCGUGGAAACGGCGGCGACUCCACCAGCGGCAGCAGCGUCGUGGGGAUGGAUGUGGAGCGGAGUCGAUUCCCCCACUGCGUGGUGUGGACACCUAUCCCCUUGCUCACGUGGGUUUUCCCCAUUAUUGGCCACAUGGGCAUCUGCACUUCCACUGGCAUCAUUCGGGACUUCGCAGGCCCCUACUAUGUCUCGGAAGACAAUAUGGCCUUUGGGAAGCCUGUGAAGUACUGGAAGCUGGACCCCUCCAAAGUGCACGCCAGCCGGCCGAAUGCCUGGGACACUGCAGUCCACGAGGCGUCGGAAGAAUAUAAGCAUCGCAUGCACAACCUCUGCUGUGACAAUUGCCACUCCCACGUGGCCCUGGCCCUGAACCUGAUGCGCUACAACAACAGCUCCCACUGGAACAUGGUGAAGGUCUGUCUCUUCUGCCUCAUCUACGGGAAGUAUGUCAGCGUUGGGGCAUUUGUGAAGACAUGGCUGCCCUUUGUCCUCCUCGUGGGCAUCAUCGUUACCACUUCCUUCGUCUUUAAUUUGCGGUGAUGGCUCACCCUAACCCUGGCCCCUGCUGUCUGGAGGCCUCAGCUGGAAGGAGCCUGGGCCCGAUGUCCUCCGUACACUCCCUGCCCCGUUCUCCCAGAGCUGGAUUGGGCCUAGACUCAUACCUCCUUUGGUUCCAGAUACCAUCCCCCCAAAGUACAGAAACCUGCCUGUGAGCUUGGAGCCAGGGUUCUUAGUAGCCAACCUUCAAGAGACCGAGAUGAUGACUCUGGAAGGGGCCAGCUCCUCCUGCCCAGGGCUCUGCCUCUUCUCCCCACGCCCCCAGGCUGGAGCAGCUGUCCUCCACACACCUUGUGGGUUCUUUCAGGAUGCUGCCAGGGAAGGGGGCUGGCUCUCCUCCCAAGGCCAGAAUCCUCCCUUCCCCUUCCUGGUCAUUCCCACUGAGCCCUGCAGCCUGGCACAGCCUGCCUCUGCCUCAACCACAGGAGAGCUUCCCAGGCCCCUCACUCCCCCCAUUCUAUACAGGCCCCAGAUGGCUGUCUCAGGGGAGUGGCCAAAGGGCAGAUAAAAUUCAGUAGUCAUUCUAGCCUAGCUGAGGCCCAGGAUGAGCCAAGAUGCCCACCAAAGGCCAUACAGCAGUGCCUGGCAUUGGGAAUGAGGUACCCUGGCUUCCCCACCACCACCACCGAGCCUCUAAUCUCCGGUUCCCCUUCCCUGCCAGGGGGAGGUGAUAGAUCAUGUAAAAGUGGAAGUUCCUUCCCUUGCCCGGGGUCUUGUCCUCUAGUCUAGGGUAGAGGGUGGUUGGCUGCCUCUACUUCUUUCCUGCCUAUUUUACCUUAGAGGGAGACAAAUGUUGACAAUUCCUGCCCAUGCAGGAAGCCCCACUCCUGCAGGUCAGUAGCUCCUCCCCUUCACCCUCCUGUGAGGGCAGGACAGAACCACAGUGGGAAUUGCAAAGGGAUAUGUAUCACUGUGUCCAGUGCCACACUGACCACCCUUGUGAGCUUUUCCUGGAAGGGCAUGCACUAGUGAGACUUCCUCACUGUGGCACCUCUCAAUCACCCCUUUUGUCUUCAUGUUAUGGGAUCGGGGCCUGCCCCUUCCAACCCCUUGGUAAGCAGAUGUAGCCUACUAUAUCCCUAACCCUCUGCCCCUCUGAAGGAAGGGGGCUCCCCAGGCAGGGCCAAUAAAGAAGUGUGACUCCA
Molecule: messenger RNA, 1901 nt
Organism: Gracilinanus agilis (Agile Gracile Mouse Opossum)
Lineage: Eukaryota; Metazoa; Chordata; Mammalia; Didelphimorphia; Didelphidae
Gene: TMEM222
Product: transmembrane protein 222
Exons: 6
Coding region: 94-738 (214 amino acids)
Source: RefSeq, a predicted model, not a curated record